Messenger RNA from Penicillium odoratum, 192 nucleotides. RefSeq lists its product as uncharacterized. Lineage: Eukaryota; Fungi; Ascomycota; Eurotiomycetes; Eurotiales; Aspergillaceae. The transcript has a single exon. Bases 1 to 192 code for a protein of 63 amino acids. The record is from RefSeq and is a predicted model, not a curated record.
AUGGUGUACAAGUACAGGCGCACAGACAACCACGGAAGAUUGAUGGUGUUCGUCUGCGUGCAACAGCUCUGGCCUAGCUCCGCCCCCGCUCCCCUGCCUUGUCUAUUACGACCUAUCCCACGUCGCUGUGCAAGGGCGGCAGGUAGCACAGAAGCACGCAAGGACGCCGUGGCCAUGCAAAACAAGGACUAG